UCAGCUUUUAUCAUCCCCGAUUUCGCGUCCUUCCAAUGACGAACUAUGGCAUGCAUCCUGACUAAUCCACCGGCGGCCAUCGUUUCCCGACGCAACCCAAGCAUCCUAGUAAUGAAGCACGCAUCGACGAAGCAUAGGUAAGUCUUUUCUCGCCGAUUCUCCAAAACCCUAAUUUCACAUUCUGGCGCGAUUGGUGAGUUUUUCAGAGAGAGGUUGGUUGGGGGUUUCGAUGAUGGGUAGGAUGGUUGGGGGUUUCGAUUAUGGGUAGGAUGUACUUAUAGGCUGUUUCUUACCUCCUUUUCUCGUGUGUUUUUGUAGUUGUGGCUCGCUGUAAAGAAGGAAAGCGACAUUACUGAUUCCAAAAGGGACCACUUCGCAUUGAAUCUGUGUUUUUCGCAAGAUUGCCCCUGAAUCCGACGGUGAGUGCCUCCAAAUCCUGGGUAGAAGAGUCAUUGAUAUCUUUCUUUGUCAAAAACCCUAGAAUAGAAUAAUGGUGGAAGACUGUGCUAUUGUUUGUUUGUUAGUGAAUUAAAAUUUGUUGAUUAGGGCUAGUAAUGACUUUAUUAAUUCUUUAUCUUGUUUAGGGUUUAGAUGGCUGAUUCAUACGAGGAUCAAGGUGGCGAGAAUGAUCCAAACCAUGUAGGAUCAGAGAAUGCUAGCUUUGGUAAUGUUGCUCGUGAAGAUGAAGCUACAUCUGUGGCACGAGAUGUGUUCCAUAUUUACGAUUCUGACGAUGCAGAAACAUCUGAUGAUGAGUACCAUGAGGCUCGGGCCAAUUUACGCGCCUAUGGGGAAAUGAGAAAGAGGAAGGUGAAGGCAAGGUUAGAUGGUCAUGGGGAGGAUGUUGAAAAACUAGAUGAGUAUGAAGAAGAUGAAGACCAUGAAGAGGGCAUUGGAGAUGAUCCUGAAGAAGAUGAUCCUGAAGAACCUGAUCAGUCAGCAGUAAAUGAUGGUGCACCAGAGCAAGCAGUUGAAGAUGAUGGUGUAGUCGAAGAUAAUGGUGCACCUCCAGUUUAAGAACCUAGAAGAGAAGAGUCUCAACACUCUAGCUACAGACUGUCAGAGGAAUCUGAUCAUGUUAGGGGCAACCUUUCUGACGAGGAUGGUGGAGAGCCAUUUGGGGAUGCUCCACACUACGAUUCAGACUGUGAUCACAAGAACUUUAAGUUCAUUCCAAGGUUGAAGUUUGAAAGUCCAGAACAGUUCCAGAACGCGGUAGUCUUACAUUCUGUUGUUGCUGGUGCUAGCUUGAGAUGGGUUAGGAGCACACCAUCAAGAAAAGAGGUGAAAUGCAAGGACACAAGAUGCAUAUAUAAUUUUUUUUUUACACGUGGCAUUCCACGUGUACAUUUUGCUGAAGUGUCAAUCAUGUGGAGGUCGAUUUCCGUCCUCGUCAGCGUUCCGUCAAACGAGUUAACGGAAUCGCAGACGGUGUUAAAGUUUUUACCGUUUUUGGCUAGAUUUGUCAUACUACCCUCCGUUUUUGGGCUAUUUGUGGUUUUCGAAUAGAAAUGGCUAUAUUUG
Molecule: messenger RNA, 1524 nt
Organism: Linum trigynum
Lineage: Eukaryota; Viridiplantae; Streptophyta; Magnoliopsida; Malpighiales; Linaceae
Source: the annotation of a GenBank genome assembly